This is a messenger RNA of Nymphaea colorata (pocket water lily), 3781 nucleotides long. RefSeq names its product DNA polymerase delta catalytic subunit. Gene Ontology annotation, biological process: DNA-templated DNA replication; nucleotide-excision repair, DNA gap filling; DNA replication proofreading. The record is from RefSeq and is a predicted model, not a curated record. Lineage: Eukaryota; Viridiplantae; Streptophyta; Magnoliopsida; Nymphaeales; Nymphaeaceae. The transcript is spliced from 31 exons. Gene Ontology annotation, molecular function: 3'-5'-DNA exonuclease activity; DNA-directed DNA polymerase activity; nucleotide binding. The coding region runs from base 86 to 3379 and encodes 1097 amino acids. Gene Ontology annotation, cellular component: delta DNA polymerase complex.
GGGAAAUCUCUCCCUCUCCCUGUACCAGUACCAGUUGGAGUGGGGAACCAACCAAGGCGAAGAAGGAAGAAAGGGAGGAGGAACGAUGGAGAAGAACAAGAAACGGCCGACGUUCUCGGGGGCACCUCAGAACCCUACAUCGAAGAAGCCCUUCGAUCCCAGAGGGGGAGGGAUGGGAGUGGGGGGAGGGGCGCCCCCUCCACCGGUGACGGAGGACGAGGAAAUGGCUGACGAGGACGUGUUCCUCGAGGAAACCCUAAUCCGGGACGAGGAGCUUCAGGAAUCCGGCGUCGAGGGUCUUGCUGCUCGCCUUGCCAAGUGGAACCGCCCUCCUCUCGACCCUGACUUCCUCUCCACCAACAAGAGCAUCGUGUUUCAGCAGCUGGAGAUUGAUUACAUCAUUGGGGAGAAUGACAAGGAGCUUCUGCCGAAUUCUGUUGGCCCGGCUGCCGUGCUUCGGAUUUUUGGGGUCACGAGAGAAGGUCACAGUGUUUGUUGUCAUGUUCAUGGAUUUGAGCCAUAUUUCUACAUAAGCUGUCCCGAUGGAAUGGGCCCUGAUGACAUCUCUAAGUUUCACCAGAUCCUGGAAGGAAGAAUGAAAGAAGCUAAUAGAAACAGUAAGGUGCCAAGAUUCAUUAUGCGUAUAGAGAUUGUACAGAAGAGGAGCAUAAUGUAUUACCAAGAGCAGAAAUCUCAUGCUUUCCUCAAAAUUGUUGUUGCAUUACCAACCAUUGUUGCUAGCUGCCGUGGUAUCUUGGAGAGGGGCAUACAAGUUGAUGGACUUGGUUUAAAAAGCUUCACCACUUAUGAAAGUAAUGUGCUUUUUGCCCUUCGAUUUAUGAUUGACUGUAACAUUGUUGGUGGUAACUGGAUUGAAGUCCCUCCUGGGAGGUACAGAAGAAGUGUGCGAUGUAUGACAUACUGUCAGCUUGAAGUUCACUGCCUGUAUUCUGAAUUGAUCAGCCAUGCUCCAGAAGGGGAAUUCUCCAAAAUGGCUCCAUUUAGGAUUUUAAGUGUGGAUAUUGAGUGUGCAGGUCGCAAGGGACUCUUCCCGGAGCCUACUCAUGAUCCAGUUAUUCAGGUGGCAAAUCUAGUCACGCUGCAAGGUGAAGAUCAUCCUUUUAUACGUAAUGUGAUGACUCUUAAGUCAUGUUCUCCAAUAGUUGGGGUUGAUGUAAUGUCGUUUGACACAGAAAGAGAAGUAUUGUUAGCUUGGAGGGAUUUUGUUCGUGAAGUUGAUCCUGACAUUAUAAUUGGAUAUAACAUCUGCAAGUUUGAUCUGCCUUACCUCAUUGAGAGGGCAGACGCCUUGAAGAUUGCUGAAUUUCCUAUUCUGGGCCGCAUCAGAAAUAGUAGAGUUCGUAUGAAGGACACUACCUUCUCCUCAAGGCAAUAUGGUACUCGUGAAAGUAAAGAAGUGGCUAUUGAAGGGAGAGUGCAAUUUGAUUUGCUUCAGGCUAUGCAAAGAGAUUACAAAUUGAGUUCAUAUUCACUGAAUUCUGUGUCGGCACAUUUCCUUUCGGAACAGAAAGAGGAUGUUCACCACUCAAUAAUUUCUGAUCUUCAAAAUGGGAAUGCAGAGACAAGGAGGCGGCUUGCGGUGUACUGUCUGAAGGAUGCUUAUCUUCCACAGCGUCUCUUGGACAAGCUGAUGUAUAUAUAUAAUUAUGUAGAGAUGGCUCGAGUUACUGGGGUGCCAAUCUCCUUUCUGCUUUCCAGAGGGCAGAGCAUAAAGGUUCUUUCUCAGCUUUUGAGGAAAUCAAAGCAAAAGAACCUCGUUAUUCCCAAUGCCAAGGGCCAAGGAUCUGGGCAGGACACUUAUGAAGGCGCAACUGUUUUAGAAGCCAAAUCAGGAUUCUAUGAAAAUCCAAUUGCUACUCUGGACUUUGCUUCACUGUAUCCAUCUAUUAUGAUGGCAUAUAAUUUAUGCUACUGCACGCUGGUUUUGCCUGAGGAUGUUCGCAAGUUAAACCUGCCACCUGAAUGUAUUAACAGAACACCAUCUGGUGAAACCUUUGUGAAGUCAAAUUUGCAGAAGGGAAUACUUCCAGAGAUUCUUGAAGAGCUAUUAGCUGCUCGUAAAAGAGCUAAGGCAGAUUUGAAGGAAGCCAAAGAUCCAUUUGAGAGGGCUGUUUUGGAUGGUCGCCAGCUGGCUUUAAAGGUCAGUGCAAACUCUGUCUAUGGAUUUACUGGAGCUACUGUUGGGCAGCUGCCUUGUCUAGAAAUAUCUUCUAGUGUGACCAGCUAUGGUCGUCAGAUGAUAGAGGAAACCAAGAAGCUAGUUGAGGCACGAUUUACUACUAAAGGUGGCUAUGAGCAUAAUGCUGAGGUUGUAUAUGGAGACACUGAUUCAGUCAUGGUACAGUUUGGAGUACCAACUGUAGAUGCUGCAAUGCAAUUAGGUAGAGAGGCAGCUGAGUAUAUCAGCGGCACAUUCACGAAGCCCAUCAAGCUGGAGUUUGAGAAAGUGUAUUAUCCAUAUCUUCUUAUCAGUAAGAAGAGGUAUGCAGGACUUCUGUGGACAAAACCAGAAAAAUAUGAUAAGAUGGACACAAAGGGCAUUGAAACAGUUAGAAGGGACAACUGUCUUCUGGUAAAGAAUCUGGUGAAUGAAUGCCUUCAUAAAAUACUGAUUGAACGGGACAUUCCAGCUGCUGUUAAGUACGUUAAAAACACAAUUGCUGAUCUUCUAUUGAACCGCAUGGAUUUGUCUCUUUUGGUGAUAACAAAGGGCUUGACAAAAACUGGAGAUGACUAUGCGGUGAAAGCUGCACAUGUUGAACUUGCUGAACGCAUGCGCAAGAGAGAUGCUGCAACUGCACCAAAUGUUGGUGAUCGGGUUCCUUAUGUAAUUAUUAAAGCUGCUAAAGGUGCUAAGGCCUAUGAAAAAUCUGAGGAUCCUAUAUUUGUGUUGGAGAAUAAUAUUCCUAUAGAUCAUCAAUACUAUCUUGAGAAUCAAAUUAGUAAGCCUCUCUUGAGAAUAUUCGAGCCAAUUUUGAAGAAUGCAGAAGAGGAGCUUCUUCAUGGCAGUCACACAAGAGCUAUUUCCAUCUCAACUCCUUCAAAUAGUGGUAUAAUGAAAUUUGCAAAGAAGCAACUUAGCUGUAUUGGCUGCAAGACUCCAAUCAGUAAUGCAGAGCAAACACUUUGCAAACACUGCAAGGGAAGAGAAGUUGAGCUGUACAGUAAAACAGUUUCGAAUGUGAGAGAGUUGGAGGUGCAGUUUGGUAGACUAUGGACAGAGUGUCAAAGAUGCCAAGGAUCUCUACACCAAGAUGUUCUUUGUACAAGUCGUGAUUGUCCUAUAUUUUAUCGGAGGAAGAAAGCCCAGAAGGACUUGGCAGAGGCUGAAUUGCAAUUACAUAGGUGGAAGCUUUGAGAUGGUAAUCUUUUCUGCUUGCUUAUGGAACUUUUCUGCCAAGGAGGGAGCCAGGCUGUGGCGUAAAUGGGUGUUUGUUGAUAAGCACUGGUCCCUCUUUCUGAGAUAGGCACAGAGUUGACAUCCCUGGCUGCUAAACUCAAGCUAGUUUCUGGGGUGGGCAAGCUCACCUGCUAAAGGGAUCAGCUGGAGUUAUGAAGGAAGCAGGUUCCUGUUUUGAUCCUUUAUUUUAUCAUUUGCUUCGUGAAGCAAGCCUCUUUGACAUGCAAGCUGGUCAGAAAUGGAGAAGCAAAUGCUGCUAAUGGUGUAACCGAGAAAAAAGAUGAACAUAGGCUGAUUGAAAAGCCUUGUAAUAAUGGAUCAUACUAAGCACAAGUUUUGCAUUCCUGCUCUUGCUACAAA